CGUUUCCUCCUCCACCAACGACACAUCCAAAAACUUGCCUCACCAUAUAUAUCCCUAAUUCCCAAACAACCAUACAGAAAAUAUGUUCAGAUAAAAAAGGGGAAAACGAUUCGCUUGAACUACUAAAUUAUUUAUUUAGGGUUCUUUCCUAGCGAUGGCGAAGAAGAGAAAAUCCGAUGCCAGUCGCCUCGACGAGGUCGAUCGAACCAUGUACUCGGCCUUCUGCAGCGGAGCCAAUUCGCUGUCUCAACUCUACACGCAGGCCAUGAACCAGCAGAGGAACUCCUUCCAAGCCGGUGAACGUCACGCUCUGGAGAAACUCUAUAAUUGGAUUCUGAGACAACAACAAGAUGGAUCAAGAGUGGCUACUGUUGAUAUAAUUGCUUACUUACAGAAUGAGCUCGAGUAUGGGGCGGAGGAGCCCCCAUUGUCCCCCAGGCUGCCAUUACAGCACCAACACUCUCAAACUGCAAUGCACUCGAAUAACUCAGGCAUCCCAGUCUCUUCCAAUUCGUUUGGUUCGGUGACAGCUGCUCAGGGACUUCGUUCAGGGCACUCCGAUCACCAAGCUAAGAACUCUGUUUUCUCAAAUGCUCUCUCCAGCCCUGUUCGCCGAAGCCUUCAGCACUAUCAUUUGGCGCAAGGCUACCACUCGCCGUCUGUGAACGGACCCCGAAAUAAUGAAACUAGUUACCCUCAUCACCAAAACAGGGAAUCCAAUACCACAAGCUCCAAUGACUCAUCGAUGGACAUACAUGCUGAUAGUCCUGGCCACGAGUCUGCUUACUGAAAAAUUUCUUUCGUGAUUGGAGAUUGGCUGCACUUCCCCAGUGAAAGAAGACAUGCAGAGAAAAGUAAAGCCUGAUGAGGAAUAUAACAACACUAGCAAGCUGUCGAUGCUUCUCUCCUAUCAACAUCUGUUAUGUAAGGUUUGUUUUGAGUGGGUCGUUAACAGGUUACUGUAGGCCAUGGUUUUCUUUUGAGUUUUAAUGUUUAUAGUUGUUUAGCAUAAUAUCUCUUGUGACUUCUGGAUAAUUGUGUUGUUUUGCACUUUUGCUUGCUAAAAUAUUCUUACAGGUCUUAAAAAAAUAUUCACGGUCCUUCGACGGGUCUUCAUAUGUGCGGAUCCUCCUAAUAUAUAACCCUGUUGUAUC
This is a messenger RNA of Cornus florida, 1154 nucleotides long. RefSeq lists its product as uncharacterized. The transcript is spliced from 3 exons. The record is from RefSeq and is a predicted model, not a curated record. Bases 155 to 790 code for a protein of 211 amino acids. NCBI's taxonomy places the organism in Eukaryota, Viridiplantae, Streptophyta, Magnoliopsida, Cornales, Cornaceae.